CAGAAAACGAGGGUUGGAAGCCACGGACGAGAGUGUUUCUUUGAAAAAUGGACCACACAUGUAAGUACUUAGCUCUGUAAGGUUAACCAGAUUGAGCGAGGUUGCCCGGGCUGAUCUUCAUGUUGUUGACAAAAGUUCUUCGCGCCGCCUAGUGUUGACAUUUCAAGAAAGAUCAUGGCAAAAAUCGAAGAUUUGCACUCCACCUAUGAAAACUUUAACUUCGAAGAUUCGCACGAGAGCCCCGGCUGUACAUCGUCCCCGGGCUUCAAUUACGUGCAGGAGCUGGACUUGAUUCUGACGGAGCUACGCGAUAUCAACGCAGCCAGAGGUGGUGGAGGUACUGCAAAUGAAGUUGUAGAGCAGAGCGCGGAACAAGGACCCCAUCCCCAGUUGGUGACGUCGUCAGCACCCGGGUCUUCUACGACCAUUAUGCCAGCAGCUCCUGUUUCGCCCAUCGACUCGGUUCCGGUCGAGCGGCAGCAACCGCAGCCACGAAGAACUCGCGGUACGCUCGAAGCCGCAGCCUCGUCAUCUAACGCGACGUCCUCUACUAAACUGUCGUCUGGCGACUUUGCUCCGAUCGUGACACAGGUGUGCCACAGUCCGAACGAUGCUGCAACGUACUUCGUCGUCCCGCCGGGUGCCGGUGCGGGUGUGAACAGCAAAAUGGAUCCGCAGAGUCACCAAACCUACAGCCUAGACGACGGAAUUGGCCGGCACAACAAGUUUCUGGAACUUUUGGCGAAUUCGUCGGCUGUGACAGGUGGAACGAAAGAGGCGCACAACGAAGAUGUCGUGCCAAGACCUGUCAACAUUUCUACUUCGGGCCAGGCUGGUGCAGGUGCAGUUGCUCUUGUCGGAGAUCAAGAUGCCAUGGUCGCUCAAGCGGCCGCAACUUCCACCGACUCCCUGUCCGCAACGUAUGGGCUCGAUGACGAUGUUUUUGAAACAGAAGAUCCAGAUUCGAUCGUAGCAAAGUCAAGCCUGAUUCCGGUUUCGAUCACUGCGGGUACCAUGCAGCUCUCUGCGUCUAGCAGCACAAACGAACCCAGCACCACCUGCCCAAGCAGCAACAACGUCUCGGACGCAGAGCACCAUCAUGGUACUAUGAUGUACCAAUCGCAAAAAUCGCUCGAGGAAAGCAGAGCGCUUAGGACGAAUACCCGUGGGGGCGCCGCGCCUUUUUCGUCCUUUGCAUAUCGGCACGGGCUGGCUGGAACCACCGUCGCAUCAUCUUCAAGUACUAGUGCUGGUGGCACGAGCAGCGCCGCGCCGGUAGUUGCUCUCGAUGUCAAUACGGGAACGGGAGGACAGCUGCACCUGCACACGGGAGCAGGAGGAAGGAAAACGGAAAGCGGUUCGGUUUUUUCGAGCGGCUGGGCCUCCAGUAGCACGUCAAGUUCCAAACAAAAUGAGGUCCUCGCAGCGCACACAAGAACUUUCGCUUCUUCAUCUUCAGGGCGAGCGGCGCAAGAGAAGCAGUCCGCCCAGCAGGCGUCUACGCCUCAACGGUCAGGCUCCUCCCGGCUACGCGUACGGCCGUCGAGCGGCGGAGUCUGGGAACACGAGACCGAGACGGAUGCUGCACCUGCUGCUCUUCCAUCCUCCAGCGACCUCCGAGAAAGUCGACGCCCACCGGAGCAGUCGUUGUCAGUGCUGUAUACGGAAGCGGUACCGAAGUGGAAGUUACUGUGGUUCUUGAUGCUCUCAAUUAUAUGAUACAGGGAAGUGUCUGCCCGCCCGCUGUUCAACUUCAUAUAUUUGUCUUUGGAUGGAAAAUUGAAAAUUCAAAUUGCGCAUAGUUGACCCCCUUUCAGUUACUAGCUGCGGAGGCAUAUUAAUAUAUCGUACAACACGACUACUACAGCGACCACCGACCUAUUCCGCUAUCGUACCAAGUUCUACGACUUUUGACGAUGAGGAAAUAACGGAACAAAGCCCGAACAAGCGUUGCCCGCCAGCAAUACGCAUGCCGGUGUCAUCAACCAAGUUUCACACGCCGUUGACCUUUACUCCCGACGAGCUGGUGGCACUUGACGUUCAGCCAGUGGCUGCACCUGGAAGUACGAGUAGCUCGGCGGCCCGAGGUCGAGCGGAAGCGGAACACUCUGGUGAUGCUUCGCGAGCCGUAGAUGAAGAUCUGGAUGUUGUAGAAGCUGAAGCGCACCCUUCGGAGCAGCUGAAGGAAAACGAGAGCUUCAAGAAGAUUCUGGAGCAGAUCGAGUCCACGCAAACGCGGUUGCACGAAAAGCUCGCGACGGCCAUGGCCGGAAUCGCACUGCAACCACCAACCGAGGAGGUGCCCGCCUUUCUGGUAGAACAAGAAUCAAGAACCCUGGUGGAUGAAGAAGUCUACGUUGCGGACAACGACCUGCAGGACGAGGCGGAAGAUGAACGCGACCUAGACAUAGACGUGCGAGAUCAAGCCGAAGUAGCACAGGCCGCUGCACGAGGACCCACGGAUUCAAGGUUCUUGUCGCCGCUGCAAGGCCACGUACAAUUGUGCGAGGAGAACAUCGAUUUGGCGGAAGCUGCCGAGAUGGACGAAACCGUAUCGCAAGAGGAACUGGCCGCGCAAAGAAGAAUUGCAGCCGAUCACUCGGCCGGCGGCAUUUCUAACCUGCACGCAAAGCCGCGUAGUGAUGCGAGAAACCGUGUGAUUUCUCCGUCGACGCCGCCGCUCGACGAGCAGGUAGACUUAGACAACUUCGUGGACCUACUUCACAGCGAUCAAGAAGGCAGGCCACGCGCCAAAUCAUCGCCAACAUCCCGUGCGGUCGUGCACGUUCCCAGAAUUGCCGGCUUUGAGCGCGUCACAAAUUCCGCCCAGAAAAGGCGCAGUAGUGCGGCUUCUUUGAAGAACUUUGUUUCUUCGUGGCUGGGAGGUGGCAGUAAGGCACUACUGCAUACGGGGCCAAGUGCCAGUACAGGGGCGACGGCGGCGAGUAAAGCAGCAGCGAACAAACCGCUGAACGCGCUGAAGGCAACAACUGCGGCAGCGGCCGCCAUGGUGACAACGGUUCCUCUAAGAAUAAAGUCGUCCUCCUCCUCCUCAGCUACGUCUCUGCUGGAUAAUGGGAACAAGCCGGACGAGAGCGCAGGUGUUGCCGAACAGGCCUCAUCACCUGCAGCAGCCGCGAGUCCGAGCAGUAGCCCAAAUGCACAUUACCACCUGAUCGAACAGAAGCAGGCGAACAAGAAGCUGCAGGCUGUGGCGGCGAAAACUCCCACUGCAACGGAACAGCCGCGCUUAACUGCGCCGCGCCCCACUCCUCCUAUGCCUCCAAGAAGUCCCGAGGAUAUAAUUUCGUCAAGCAGCAACAAGGCAGAUUCUUCGCACGGACUGGUUGAGAUAACAUCAACUGGAUUGAAGCCGCGUCUGCGCGCAGGUCACCGACCCCCACCUCGUGUGAAUGGGGGGCAGCAACAAGGUCCUCUUCAGGCUGCUGCAGGGACUUGUUCUCCUGCGCCGCGGCGGAAUAGCCUUCCAGUUUCCGGGAGGGGCAAUAAUUCCAGUGGCGCGAAGGUUUCAAGCCGUGGUAGUCGACCACCGAAUUCUGGUCGGCGGCAGUCGCUGCGGGGAAGCGCGAGCAAGCCUCGCUCCAUUUCUUCUCCCAACGGCUCGCGUCAGUCCAGUGUGGAUCCGUGCGGCCGGACAGCUCAACAGGCGGUUGCAGCUGUCGCAAGUACACCGAUGGUAGCUAGCAAGGAAGAAACGGAAGUGGUGGCGCGACUGGCGAGAUCCACUGCCAGUUCCGGAGCAAAGCGAAGCGAAUCUGCUUCCCGUCGAACAACCCGGGACCAGCAGCUUCGCACUGGUGUUUCCUCGAAAAAGGUAAAGGCCUUCAUGCCGGGCGGUGCGGCUAUCACGCCCAUCACCGGAGGGGACCAACAAAAGCUCGCGUUUGCGAGGUCGCGACAAACAUCUCCAGCUCUAGUAGCGAAGAAGUCGCCUCCGUCUGCAACGGGCAGUGGCAGUGCGGCACGGGCGACAAGAAAAAAUGGACCUAUUGAACAACAGCAACAAAACAAGAGAAGUACCAGCCCACCCAAGGUACUAGAACACACUCGGACAGCUGUUUUUCGUCCACAGCAGCACACGAAAAUAGCUGCCGGCGUCUCGUCCACAAAUGGUGCAGCUCAAAGCCCACCGCCUGAAGCGACGAUAACAGACCAGGUGGUAGCGAACGCGAUUGCGCCCCUGCCCCGACACCCAUAUCUUGUCCGCAAUGGAACCCGUGCGGCAUUGUUCGGGCAGCAUGCAUCGUCGCAGGCGUCAUCAAUGCGCUCCAUCCCACGUAUGAAAACUGAGAUGCAGCAGCUGGUGCACCAGGGACAUAAUUCACAACUAGCUCACAAAGUAGAAUGCCACACUGCUACCCCAGGGACUAGUGCCGGGGGAACCAGAUUUCAUCAGUCAUCGACCGGGAUGAACAGGAAGCCAGCGUCUGUCGGUGGAUUCGCAAAGAACAUUAGCCGAAUACCGCGCCCACCACCAGCACAUAAGCCAGCUGCACAAUCUCCCACAGUAGUUGCUGCAACAGGGGGGCCUGCGAACAAUGCUGCAAACAAAACGCGACGUCACCGAGACCGACCCGGAAAUUUCUUCGCGAGCAAAACAUCCGGCACCAGGAUUUCUUCAGCUACCGUGCAGCACCAGGAGACUGCCAGUUUGCCUCCGCCGCAGGCCCAGCAGCUACUGAACGACGUAAUCGUAAUAUCCGACGUGAACAAGAAUGCGACGUCUGCAUCAAGUGGAGGACACGUCGCCCCGCGCUGGGUAGUUCCAGCGGGAGGUGCUGGUCCAAGUGCUGCGGCAGGAGCAGGUUUUGUUUCUCCAGGAGCAGCUCCUCCUGCAGCCACACACAACUCAACAGCUGGAGGUGGUCAUGCUCUAUCGAGCACUGCGGUACCGUACCAGUUUCAGCAGCAGCAGAUGACGCACCAAGUCGUGCCACUACCUUUACGGGCCAGAUCGUCCAGCAUCACGAAUUCGACAGGCCAACAAGUCAACAUCCUCGGUUCAUCCUGGAGCUCACAGGCAUUAGCUGCGGCUCCCCAAAAAAUCUACUACCGUCCGCCGCCGAGGGUAUUCGUUUCGCCCUCUCCGCCCCUGAUCACCCGUUCGCCUUCUUUUUCCUCGAUGAACCCUGCUGGCACGAGUUUCGUGCCAACUACGGCGACAGCGCCUGUUCCCGCAGCAUCGGCUGCGGUUGUGGUGCAGGGUCAGGUGGGGGAGCAGCCAAAAAUAACCGCAUCUUCGACUGAGCAGCUGCAGCAGACCUUGAAUUUAUCUGCAUCGACAACUUCGAACGUGAGCCUCGGUAGAAGUGGACGCGUUGUCGUGCACCGGGUUUUGUCUUCGCCGCCGCCUCCGGUUAAGCCACCUGCUGCGCAGGUGAUUAGCAAACAAUCACCGCCUCCAGCAAGCGACGGCCGCGCCCCACUACCGGCAGAUCAAGCUUCUGUAGGAGACCAGCACCAACAAAGUGUCGCACGACCUCACAGCUACGCGCCACCACCCAUCGGAAACAUCCGCGGCGUGCCCCUUGCCAGCGCUUUUCAGCCACCGCCUAAGACAAUGAUUGUGCGAAACCCCAGCGGCACUCGGUUGCUUUCUACAUCCCCCUCUCCUUUGCGGUUUGCUGCACCAGGUGCGAUUCAGCGGUCUUUAUCGGCAUCGCUCGGGAAUUCCUUUGCCGGCUCCCAGCAAGGUGAUACAGCCUCUCUCUCUGCUAUCGACUCAUUUUUCAUGAUGUAAGUAGAUCGAGAUCGUUACGUUACGAACAGUCAUCAAAUGAUUUUGCAUUACGUGGUGCAAGUAUCUUCAAAAAAUCAAAAUAAAAAUGGUUUCAGGUGGUCACGUCUUUGUUGCCGAGCAGACGUCGUCCGCUGCCGCACCUUCGGAGCCCCCUACGUCUGCACUCGACGCGACAUCGCAAACAGCCUUGCACCUGUCUGGAGAUGGUGUAUUGGAGAAGCAGUUGCGCACGGAGAACGAACAACUGAGACUGCACGCACAACAGCUGGCCGCAGAGACUAAAGCACAGGAGCAAAGGAUCAGGCAGCUAGAGCAGCGAGGACGAUUUGUCAAGAAGUGA
This is a messenger RNA of Amoebophrya sp. A120, 6101 nucleotides long. The record is from the annotation of a GenBank genome assembly. NCBI's taxonomy places the organism in Eukaryota, Dinophyceae, Syndiniales, Amoebophryaceae.